Scylla paramamosain (green mud crab) is the source of this 2081-nucleotide messenger RNA. RefSeq lists its product as uncharacterized. Lineage: Eukaryota; Metazoa; Arthropoda; Malacostraca; Decapoda; Portunidae. Bases 73 to 561 code for a protein of 162 amino acids. The record is from RefSeq and is a predicted model, not a curated record. The transcript has 4 exons.
UGACUAUAUAAAACGCGCGGGGUCCCCAAGGCGAGGCAUUCUGUCCCUCGCCGCCCUUCAGUCAACAGCAACAUGCGGCCUCUGAUUGUUCUCCUGGCCCUGGUGGCAGUGACGGCAGCACAGUUCAACCAGCCUCGGUUCGGUGGUUCACGCUUCCUCCGGUUCGAUGAUGAUGAUUUUGAUGAUUUCUUUGAUGAUGACCAUGAUGACUCCCUAGAGGACCUUUACGAGGACCUCUAUGACGAGGAUGCAGAUGACCGGGCGGAGGCGCGGGCCAAGCUGACGAGGCUGAGAGCGUCUGGUGCUAUUACCGGGAACACCUUCAGGAGGAACCGUUUCGUGAAUGCCAGGCACAACACCAGAAGCUUCACCGCACCACGACCUUCCUUCAACACCCAGAGACCCUCAUUCAACACCCAGAGACCAUCCUUCAACACCCAGAGACCAUCCUUCAACACCCAACCAUCUUUCAACACCCAGAGGACCUUCCUUCAACACCCAGAGACCCUCCUUCAACACCCAGCCUUCCUUCAACACCCAGCGACCCGCAAGCACCUUUAACAACAACCUGCAGGGACAAACGCUCCUUCAACACCCUGGGCAGCCCUUCCUCAUUCAUCCAGAAGCGUCCCACAUCUUUCUCCUCGCCCAACAAGUUCUCCCGGCCCAGUUUCUCAUCCGUCAACUCUAUUCCCUCGAGUAAUUUCCGCAAGACCUCCCCAUCGCCCUUCAAGAGUGUUCCUUCGGGAUUCAACUGGCCCGGCGGGAGUGGGUAUUACUUCAGCAUGAGUACGAAUGGUGCAAAGCCAGUCACCUAUUUUAUCAGGUAUGAUGAUGACUAGGUGAUGAACUGGCUGGCUUCUAGGACUGUGAGGUGAGGUACAGUGAUGGUGGAGUGGGUACUGUGUUUUGCUGUGGGUUUUUUUUCUUUUUUUUUUGUUGUUGCCAUUCUCUCUCUCUCUCUCUCUCUCUCUCUCUCUCUCUCUCUCUCUCUCUCUCUCUCUCUCUCUCUCUCCAUGUGCUUGAAAUUUUUGCUGUUUUUUCUUUUUUGUUUCUAAGUCCAAACUAAUUGAUGGUUAAAAAAAAAAAGGUUUAUUUAGAAUUGUGACUUAGAAGUGUGAUUUAAAAAGAAAUAUACAACUACACACACACACACACACACACACACACACACACACACACACACACACACACACACACACACACACACACACACACACACGAGAGAGAGAGAGAUAAGGCAACCCCGUCUGUACGUAUGCAUAAAGUUAACUGCGAAUAUUUAUUAUAUCACACACACACACACACACACACACACACACACACACACACACUCACAGACACUAAUUGGCUGAAAUGCCCGCUGGUCCCCUUGCUGGCCUUCCUAUUGGUGGAUGUAGCAAGUGGCCACAACACACAACUAAAGCUUUAUAUUCUCCACAUGGACUAAUUAUUGCCCUCAAAUUUCCUGCUCCACUAAUAAAAAAAAUCCCUGGAAAAAAGCAUUGCCAGGUCCACUUGCUUAUGGUGAAAAAAACACAAAAAGCUAAGUUCCUGUUUACUGAUUAUGAAGAAAAUUUACUCUGCCAACAAAAAAAAACUAAUGAAUCAUACUUACAAUAAAAAAACCCAACUAUUAAUCAUUCAUUUCAAUUUUCUCUUCAUGUUCUCACAAAAACUACAUUUCUCAAACUUAAUAUGCAUCAAAAUCUCUUUUUUUACUAGUUUUUUACUUACAGAUUAUCUUGGGAAAGUAAAAAAAAAAAAUAUGAGUUUUGCAAAUUCCAUUAAUCUCCCUUUCAGUUGCUUACACAAAUAUCAUAAAUGUACCCACAAUUCUACCCAUACGAGAUCACACGACUUGCAAAAAUUAAACCUUUCCCCAAACGGCCGAAAAAGUUAUUGCCGUCACGAAUUGCUUAGGUUCCCUGCUUAUAAUGAAAUGUAUAAGCCUGAGAUGGAAGCACAAAUUUGAACGAUACACAACUAUGAGUACCACGAGCUAUGUAUUAUCUCCCGCCGUCGGCACCAAAUGACUAUAAUGUUGGCAGUGUUAAUAAAGUCCAGUAUUAUCAUCGUCA